Molecule: messenger RNA, 366 nt
Organism: Haliotis rufescens (red abalone)
Lineage: Eukaryota; Metazoa; Mollusca; Gastropoda; Lepetellida; Haliotidae
Exons: 1
Coding region: 1-366 (121 amino acids)
Source: RefSeq, a predicted model, not a curated record
AUGCCAGAUCGUCAAACAACAACCUAUGGCCGGCUUUUUCGACAACUGAAGACAGAAGUUCAAGAGCGACUCAACAGACCUCUGUCACCUAGCAAGAUACAGAUCGACUUUGAACAAGCCGUUGUCGGCACGAUCGAGACAGAGUUUCCGCAAGCAGUGAUCAAGGGAUGUUUUUUUCAUUUCACCCAGGCUAUUUGGAGAAAGACUCAAAAUCUUGCACUUGCAGUCAUGUAUAAGGAGUACCCCCGUGUGACCCAGUGGAUUCGACGAGCAGCUGGGCUAUCUCUGCUGCCCAUUCCCUUUGUUCAGGAUGCGUGGGUUCAAGCUAUGGAGUUGACACCAGAUGUGCCUAGAGCUACAUUGUGA